Messenger RNA from Cervus elaphus (red deer), 754 nucleotides. RefSeq names its product RNA binding motif protein 8A (gene RBM8A). The transcript is spliced from 6 exons. The record is from RefSeq and is a predicted model, not a curated record. Gene Ontology annotation, cellular component: nucleus; exon-exon junction complex; cytoplasm. Gene Ontology annotation, molecular function: mRNA binding. Gene Ontology annotation, biological process: RNA splicing. Bases 57 to 581 code for a protein of 174 amino acids. NCBI's taxonomy places the organism in Eukaryota, Metazoa, Chordata, Mammalia, Artiodactyla, Cervidae.
UUUCCCGAGGAGCCAAGUGCCUGAGCGGCACGGGCGAGAGUUGGAGCGAAGGCAAGAUGGCGGACGUACUUGAUCUUCAUGAGGCCGGGGGCGAGGAUUUCGCCAUGGAUGAGGAUGGGGACGAGAGCAUCCACAAACUGAAAGAAAAAGCGAAGAAACGGAAGGGCCGUGGCUUUGGCUCCGAAGAGGGGUCUCGAGCACGGAUGCGUGAGGAUUAUGACAGCGUGGAGCAGGACGGCGAUGAACCCGGACCACAACGCUCUGUUGAAGGUUGGAUUCUCUUUGUCACUGGAGUCCAUGAGGAAGCCACGGAAGAAGACAUCCAUGAUAAAUUUGCAGAGUAUGGAGAAAUAAAAAAUAUCCACCUCAAUCUGGACAGACGUACAGGAUAUCUAAAGGGGUAUACUCUAGUUGAGUAUGAAACAUACAAGGAGGCCCAGGCUGCUAUGGAGGGACUCAAUGGCCAGGAUUUGAUGGGACAGCCAAUCAGUGUGGACUGGUGUUUUGUUCGGGGUCCACCCAAGGGCAAGAGGAGAGGUGGCCGAAGACGCAGCAGGAGUCCAGAUCGGAGACGUCGCUGAUCCGCCCUCUGUUGUUCAGGUGUUCUCUGCAGAGAUUCCAUCUGCCCAUGCAGAUGGUGAAACCUUUGAGAAACAGGGCUUGGGUGGAACUCACUGUGUUUAUAUUUAAUCUCUUACCCUGUUUAGUGUUUCUUUUGAAUUAUGAAUAAAUGUCCAAUUUUUGUUUUCUAAAA